AUGGAGGAUACUCAAUCGUUUCGCUUGACCAAAACCACGGAUACCAUGGAAAUCACUCUCAACCAUGUUGACGGACAGAACAUCAUUUAUUGGGAGGACAUUGAGAAAGCCUUUCCUGGAGUUAAGCGCGUUAGCAAUGGCCAUUCGGUCAUCAAGUUUCUUCGGGGUUCCGAUCAACAAGGCAUCCUGGACGUUGUCUUGUCUACCUCUGUCCAACCUGUUCUUGCCAACCCUGCUGAGUUUGACCCAGUUGGUGGUGAAACUAAUGCUCCAGUCGGUGCUCCAGUUAACAACAAAAUCGCUGUUGCUUUCAGGGCUACACCACCUAUACCAGAGACGCCCGUCAGAGACAUUGGCCUUCUCGACACACCAUCAAGUCCAUCGUCUACCACCGAUGCUGCUUCCAAGGCGACAGUGUUCCAGCAGAUUCGAUUUAUCUCCCUUUUGGCCCCUGAAGUCCAAGGAACAGUUAGAGCCUCGUCGGACAUCUACCAGGCGUUUUCCAAGGCUAUCAAGUACGGUAAUGGGGAGGUUAGUCGAAGAGAGCUUAGGCAAGAACUGGGUGGGCACUUUCAGAAGCUGGAGGUCAUGGUGGUCAAGAACUUCGACUUGCAGGAAGCAAUGCUUGCCAAGCAGGAAGAAGUGAAGCAGCUGCAGGAGCAAGUCCUCAGCAACCAAGAAGAGAUGAACCAGCUGCAGGAGCAAGUCCUUAGCAACCAAGAAGAGAUGAAGCAACUGCAGCAGCGAGCUCUUGAUCAGUUAGCCAUGCUCCAGUCCCGUGUGCAAGCCGUCCUAACUCAGACCUACGAACUCCACGAGUACCCGAUCCCUCGUCUUUUCGUUGUCCUUCCUCAAGACCCUUCAGGUUGGGAUGCCGUAAAUCCCUUCUCGAACAAGUUCCGUCUCUACUUUUUAUGCGAGUGCGGAGAACACACCAGGUCGAUCAACUGCAAGACCGAUAUCUCUCAUGAUAUCCACUUUGCUAAGCAUGAAGGCUACGAGAUCGUUCGACCUUCAGAGUUCUUUCAGCAAUACGGCCCCUAUGUACUCACUAUCCUCAAGAUGCUCAAGUUCGGUGUUUCGGUUGCUGGAGUGGCUGUACCAGCUAUCUCUCACCUGGUCAGAUCGGAUGCCAUCGAUCAAGCCACUGCCGGUCUACAACAGUUGAGGGACAAUAUUGAGCCUGGAAUGGAUCAUGUCCUAGACUGGAUGGACAAGGUCUCUGUGAAUGAAGGCGAGGCAGUUGACGAGUUUUCUAAGCAGAUGGAAAAGAAGGAGGCAUUGGAAGGCGCCGAUCUACGCAAGCUGGACACCUUUCUGAAGGACAAGGACGGCAAUAAGGUGUUGGGGAACCUGUACAGGACCGUUACGGACGAGGGACAUGUCAAAUGGGUUUGCAUUGACCACUACCGCAUGAACUAUCUAGAAAACUCGGCCAAGGAGUUCCUGCGCGUGCUAGAUUCCGUCGGAGGAUCGUUUAGUGAAAACGUUGGUAGGGUUGACGUGAGACUCCAGUCGAGAGCGUUGGCAGAGCAUUUCUUUUCGGCACUGGGAAAGGCGAGAUCUGUCUAUGAGCUCGACAUCGGCUUGGACUGGGCCUGCACUACAAGUGAUCUUGAAGCACUGGAGGAUGCGCUCAGGAAAUCAAGAGUAUCAAUCUUCGACUGGAUCUUCAACAAUUUCGGACGAGCGUCGUCAGGAAACUACUAUCGACAUCCACACCAUAUGACGUCAUUUUCCGCAUCAGAGAUCUUCCUAAUAUGA
Messenger RNA from Linnemannia hyalina, 1764 nucleotides. Lineage: Eukaryota; Fungi; Mortierellomycota; Mortierellomycetes; Mortierellales; Mortierellaceae. The record is from the annotation of a GenBank genome assembly.